This is a messenger RNA of Phalaenopsis equestris, 1647 nucleotides long. RefSeq lists its product as uncharacterized. The record is from RefSeq and is a predicted model, not a curated record. Bases 80 to 793 code for a protein of 237 amino acids. NCBI's taxonomy places the organism in Eukaryota, Viridiplantae, Streptophyta, Magnoliopsida, Asparagales, Orchidaceae. The transcript has 5 exons.
CCUCCUAAAGCUUUGGAAUCCCCCGGCAAUUAUUUCAUCUGAACGGUAGGAUAUCUCCGAUGACGGCGGGGAGAAGGGGAUGACGAUGAUGACGAGCUCCCAUCACCUUCAAUUCGAUUUCCGCUCGCGGCCUCACUGCCCACCCUUCCGAGGAAUUAGGGUUUUGGAAAAUCCAAAGUCGAUUUCUUCUUUUUCAACAUUGUUGUCCUUUGUUUUCUGCUCAAAUUCAAGUCCCGUGAUCUGUGGCGGACUCCACCGGUCUCAGUUCCCACGAUGGCUUUGUGGGGUUUCUCAAAGCAAAGCAACUUCGGAGUCUAAUGUUUCCACGGCUGCUUCUUUGGGAUUGCCUACUGCUUCUGAGGUGAUUAGGGAUUUCUACGAUGGCAUCAAUCGCCGCGAUCUUGACUCUGUGGAGUUAUUGAUAGGCGUGGAAUGCGUCUACGAAGAUCUUAUCUUCUCGAAGCCUUUUGUAGGCCGGAAGGCUACUAUGGAGUUUUUCAAGAAGUUUACAGAAUCUAUCAGCAGUGAGCUUCAGUUUGUCAUUGAUGAAAUAUCUAGUGAAGACACAUCAUCUGCUGGAGUUACCUGGCAUCUCGAAUGGAGGGGAAGGCCGUUUCCAUUCAGCAAGGGAUGCAGCUUCUAUCGUUUGGAGCAAUCAGAAGGCACCCGAAAGAUUAUCUAUGCACGAGACUGUGUAGAACCUGCCGUGAAACCUGGGGCAGCAGCAUUGGCUAUCAUUAGUACUGUUUGUUGGCUGCUGCAACGGUUUCCGCAGCUUGCUGAAAGGUUGUGAUGGGAAAAUAUUCUCAAACUCUCCUAUGCUUAAGCUUCAUUACACCUGUAAUUAUCGGGGAGAGCGUAGUUCACGGCGAAUGGGUAAAUGUGGAGGAGAAAUUCAUGGCAACAGGGUUAUGUUUGGAAGGGAAGCUCUAGCCUGGUUUCAAUGGAGGGAGGCUAGAUAUUCGAUCAAUUCAUGGGAGGAAUUCAAAGAUUGUUUGUUGGAAUCUUUCUGAGCAAUUCGGGAAGAAGACCUACACGAGCAAUUUUAUGCCUUGACUCAGGAGGGGAUUGUCAUGGAAUACAUGGAGAGAUUUGAGUUAUUGUCAGGGCGAUUGAGGGAGAUUUCUGAACCAGGAUUGGAAGGAAAUUUCAUGAAGGGCCUAAAACCCAACAUAUGGGUAUCACUCUGACUAUUACGACCGCGGAGAUUGAAGGAGACGAUGGAGCUAACUCUGAUGAUAGUGGACGAGAAUCAGAUGAAGAAGGCUAGCAAGAGCAACAUAGAUGGAACGUCUUAUUGAAUCACUACGACCACGACGAUACCAAAAGCUCAAACAGUGGAGGUUCAAAGGGAGGGUGCACUGGACACGAAUAAUAGACCACGACCGGGAGCAACACCCAAGCACUUUACCGAGACAAAGAUUCAGAAGAAGCGAGUCAAGGGGUUAUGUUUUCGGUGUGAUGAGAAGUUUGCCCUAGGACACCAUUACAAUGAUUGAAAAUUACAAGUUCUCAUGGUAAUUGACGAGGAAGCAGAGAAUAAAGAAAUGGAGACAACUGUGGAGGAGGAAGAACACUUACUUCUCUCCUUGAGGAUAAGAUAUCUUUUGUGGGGGGUAUUGUUAUGUUGGUGUCUAGCCUUAGUGA